AUGAAGCAUUAUCCCAUACUCGGCGCGUUGGCCUCGUCAGCCCUCGCCGCCCCGUCGCUCCUGAAGCGUGCCGAAGGUGACUGCGGCAGCCGAAACGCGACGGUCAACCAGCAUCUUGCCAGUUGCGCCUCACGAUCUCUCCUGGCGCAGGAGGCGGCCACGAGCGGUCCCAAGUGGCUGAUGGACUUUUUCUUCAAGACCGACGACAAGCAGUCUCGCGGCGUCGUCGCCGACUUGUUCGGAAAGAUUGCGGCCGAGUGCGGCACCGAGGGCGGUUCCUGCUACGUCACCUGCGGUGAGUCGUGCAACGGCUUCAACGCCUACACCACCUGGGUGGCCGAGACGUCCAAGGUCCGACUCUGCGAGCCGUACUUUAGCAUGAGGACGGCGACGUGCCAAAACCUGGACUCUGCCAGCGAGAUGAUACACGAGAUGAGCCACGCAAAGGGCUCGACGAGUGAUUUCAACGGCGCCUACGGCCUCAACGCCAUCCGAUCCCUUGACGGUUCGCAGAAUAUUCAACACGCCGAGACGUACGCGUUCUUCGCCCACUGGGUGGCGCUGAACUGCACCCAAGCGGACAACACUCCCCAAGUGCCGGUUACGGACCCAAAGGGAGCACCGUCCGAGAAACUGGGCGACGUCCCAAACAGCAUACUGAAGGACGGCCCAUCCGCGUCGCCGUCGCCCUCGGCAUACGAGGCUGGGGAGGAGAAUAAACAAGGCGAGGUUGGAAACCAGGAGACCACCUCGCUCGACGAAAACAGCAUUCUCGAAGGGGGUGGGCAAGGCCAACCCGAGGGCACCCAAGGAACGAGCAUGACGGGAGGGAACCAGUAUGGUGAGGUUGCGAACAAGCUCACCCAAGGAACGAGCAUGACGGGAGGAAACCAGUAUGGCGAGGUUGCGAACAAUGGCAACGCUCAGGAGGCGGAGAACGAAUACUCUUGCGACACCGAAAACGAAGACGAAUCCGAAUGGUUUUAG
Messenger RNA from Drechmeria coniospora, 987 nucleotides. RefSeq lists its product as uncharacterized. Lineage: Eukaryota; Fungi; Ascomycota; Sordariomycetes; Hypocreales; Ophiocordycipitaceae. The transcript has a single exon. The record is from RefSeq and is a predicted model, not a curated record. Gene Ontology annotation, biological process: proteolysis. Gene Ontology annotation, molecular function: metalloendopeptidase activity. The coding region runs from base 1 to 987 and encodes 328 amino acids.